GCAUACAUCCAUGACUCGACCUCCAUUUACAGAUAACUCUAUUGAUUCUCCCCUCAACUUCAAACUUCUGUCUUGAAUCCUAUAGCCUAUAGAUUCCAGAUUACUUAUCUCAAGUCAACCAUGGCUCCCGCGCCAUCCCUUCCCAUUCAUCCUCCAAACGGUCCAGUCAACGGAGAUGCUUCAAAGCAACCCCCUCAAGGCAGGUCGUCUCAGAAGAGCAUGACAAAAGCCGAACGGAGGGAACUCCAGGAGAAACAACGAGCUGCUAAGGCUGCUGCAAAGGCUGGUGGACCUGUCAAUGGAGCUCCCUCUAAGCAAGCUGCGAAGCCAACCCCUCAAGCUACUGCCGCCGCCACACCGAAGAGGCCAACUAAGAGCAAUGAGGCCCCUGCGCCUACUGCUUCUGCCUUGAGAACUCAGACUGCUGCAAGGGCUCGCGCUGCUUCCGUCAGUGUCCCUACACCGGCAAAUGCUCGUGGUCUACGGAUAUUUUCACAUUUCGGUCUGCCGAAACCUGUCAGUGUGGCGAAAGGGGACAUCCAUCCUACCAUUCUACGACUUGCCCUCCAAUUUUCGGAAUUCAAAAUCACCGGUGCGAAUGCACGCUGUAUUGCUACCUUGUCCGCGUUCAAAACUGUCAUUCAAGACUAUGCUACCCCGCCUAACAAUACCCUUUCACGGCAUCUCAUGACCUAUCUCUCACCUCAAAUCAGUCAUCUUGUUGCUGCACGCCCUAUGUCCGUGACCAUGGGUAACGCCAUUCGACAGCUGAAAUUGGAGAUUAGUGGCUCUGAUAUUGACUUGCCCGAACAAGACGCGAAAGACGCACUUUGUCAAAAGAUUGACAAUUAUAUUCGGGACCGGAUCAUUAUUGCUGACCAGGUCAUUGAAGAAACCGCCGGUAACAAAAUUAAGGAUGGGGACGUAAUCCUUACCUACGCAAGAUCUUCUGUGGUCCAGAAGGUACUGCUCGGUGCACAUGCCGAAGGCAGACAAUUCUCCGUGAUCGUCGUCGAUUCAAGACCGAUGCUCGAAGGCAAACGGUUAUUGUCUGUUCUAGCAUCCGCUGGCAUUCAAUGCACAUACAUCCUCCUUCCUGCUCUCGGUGCCAUCAUCACCGAAGUAACGUUAGUCCUUGUCGGCGCACAUUCAAUUCACUCAAAUGGUGCAGUAUACUCAAGAGCAGGGACGGCUCUUGUGGCCAUGAUGGCUAAGCUACACUCGGUCCCCGUUGUUGUAUGUUGCGAAACGUACAAAUAUUCGGAGACCGUUCAACUAGACAGCUUUACGAAGAACGAGCUAGCACCUCAAGGAGACCUGUUCUCAUCGUUCCCCUCUGUCAAGGCACGCGAUUCCCUCACACUUGAGAACGACGAGCAUCUUGAAAUCCUAAACCCACUUUACGAUCUCACCCCACCUAAUUGCAUCACUGCUGUCGUCACGGAAGUUGGUGUCAUCCCACCCAAUUCCAUUGGCUCCAUUCCGGUGGCUCUUGGACGACUUCUCUGAGUUCUUGUCUUUGCUCAUGGGCACUCCGUCUAUUCGUAUUUCGUUCGGACACCAAUUGGCAUGUUACGGCCUACUUCUUUUUAUAGUUGCUUCGGAUCCUGCAUCUCAUUCGCUCUCCCAGUCAAUUGUUUUAUCUUUUGCAUGCAUUAUCUGUAUCUCAUACAUUAUACGCUUACUCAUGGACGCUGGGGGUGGACGCGAACCGCAUAGUUGAUGAAGCAGCCGACCAGUUAUGUAUGACAAUAGAAAUUCUAAUGUGCACCAGCCUUGCUUAACAUGCAUUAAUAUUGUGGGGGUCGCAGAAGGACGUUGUGAUGCUAUUCAACGAGGUAUCGUUCUAAUUUCUAUUUGGUAACAUUGGUACUAGUGAGUAGUGUAAGAUAAAUCGAGAAGCACGAGCGUAGAGAUUACUACGUCAUGGCUCAGUCUUCUUCUCCG
Messenger RNA from Somion occarium, 1947 nucleotides. The record is from the annotation of a GenBank genome assembly. Lineage: Eukaryota; Fungi; Basidiomycota; Agaricomycetes; Polyporales; Cerrenaceae.